AUGAAUAUAAUCGAUGAAAUUCUUACCAUAGGAAAUGAUCUUUCUGGACCUUAAAUAUUUGCUAUUUGUAGGAAAUGGUAACUAAUAUUAAUAAAGUUAAGGUAUGAAUAAUUUUAAGAUGAUUUAUUUAAUUUCAAUCCUAACUUCUCUAAAAUUGAUAACUAUACACUUUGGUAUAAGUUUAUUGUUAUAACUAUAUAGCAUUUGCUAAGAAGAAGAAAUGUAAUUAAAUAACGUAUUGAACAAUUUUAAGAGAGAAUUCAAUAUACAACCUAUAAAACCAAUAAUUAUACAAUAAAACUCAUAAGAGUAAAUUCUAAAAGUUGAUAAGCGUAAUUAAGCUCAUUACGUAAGUAAAGCUCUUUGGGAGUUCCUAUAAGAACAAGUGAAAGGAGGUAAACAAAAAGAAUAUGGUGAAAUUUAGGUCCAUGCAUUCCAUUAUAUACAAUGAAUAAAUAAGAAUCAUAUUUAGUACGAACUAUGUUUGGAAACCUUAAAUUUAUGACAAAUAAUGAGAUUGAGGACUUGAUGCCUAAUUUAGUAGUUCCAGUAGAUAUGACUUAGAUGGAGUUUCUUAUUUAAAAAGAAGAUGAUUCUUUCAUUUAUUUCACAAAAGUUGUGCCUUUAGCAUUUACAAUAGAAUAAUUAAUAACAAAAAUAAUCACACCUCUUUUCGAUAUAUCAAAUCUCAUGUGUUAUAAUUACUAUUUAUAGAAAUUUUUAAGUAACAAAAAUUCAACAUUUAUCUGUGAAUUAUAAAAAAAAUCACUUUGGUUUCUCAAUAGUUCUAUGAUAAUUUCAAAUGGAGGAAUGAAAUUCAAUGAAAAUUUAGAUGAAGUAUAAAUGAGAGAAGACUUCUAAAGUCUAAAAACAGGUUCUACUGAAUCUACUACUGAAUCUAGAAUAUCAUCUUUAAUAGAUAUUACUUAGCCAUAGAUUAAUCCUCUUUAUAAAUUCGACAAUGAAGGGAAUCCUAUUAAUCUAAGUAAUGAAAUAGACAAUAUGAUUAGUGCUUAGAGAUUUAGACGAUUUCAAGAAUGAAAUUAGUACUAUACUUAAAUAAAAUAAAAACUAACCAUUAGUCCUUUUAAAAUAUGAAUAGGCAAUAGAAAAUAUAAAUUAAAUUAUAUAAUAGAUAGAAUAAGAGUAUUGUUUCAAAAAAGAAUAAUAAGAAGAAGGAACUAAUGAUGAACUUAUCGAAUAAGAUAUUUGA
Messenger RNA from Paramecium pentaurelia, 1213 nucleotides. The record is from the annotation of a GenBank genome assembly. Lineage: Eukaryota; Ciliophora; Oligohymenophorea; Peniculida; Parameciidae.